CAAGCCCAAGCUCCCAAGCAGAGAGAAGACAGCGGAAGCGCAGCACAGGUGGACCAAACUGAACUGCAAUCCAACCUCUUCCUCUCCAACUCCAAGGGCAGGGCAGGGCAGGGCAGAGCAGAGCUGCAUGGAUUUGUGCAGCUGAGUCCUCACCCUCCCCUCCCGGCCUCCCCUCAGCUGCAAGUGCGACAGCGAAGCCACCAUCUUCCAUCGAUUUCUCUUCUGCAAUAAAUUAAGGCAAUCCCCUCCCUUCCUUUCUCAGCGCAGCGCCUGCUUGCUGGAGUAUAAAGACCAUGCCUUGUCCUCAUCCAUCUUCUCGCCCUCGGGGGAUCGGAAGAUCUGAGAGACCUUGCUAAGAUAAAAAGAGAGUUGACAGUCUCUGGUCCGGAGAUGAUGGAGGUGGAGAAGCCGUGGGAGUCCAAGGAGGAAGUGGGCAUCACGGAGGAGGAGCAGGAGGACAACGCCGCUGCCGGGGGCCUGCAGACAAGGAAGAGGAAGAAGAAGCCUAUGGCGGACCUGGACCUUGGCCUAGCUGGGCAUGCCAGUAAUGGAGAUGAGGAGGCGCUCCUCAAGGCAGCAGAGGAGGAGGAGGAGCACACGAGCGUCUUCGUGGAUCCAACCAAAGGUCUAUGGAAGUGCCGGCACUGUGAUUGGACAUACCGGUUGAGUACUCCAUGCAGAGAUGAUAUCCUGAGCCAUCAAGGAUAUUGCCAAAUUGCGAGGAAUCUUGAAUUGUUAGUUCAGAACGAACCAUUUUAUAAUUCGUCAGACAAAGUUUCUGAUAAUGUCACUGAAGUAAGUGCUGAAAAAGAAGUCACAGAAGCAGCACAAUUAGGAGGUGAAAACAAAAACGUAAAUGAAACUUCAAGUGCAGAAGGCAAAGAGCUUGAGAAACAGGAAAAUGUCAGUGCUCAAGAAACUAAUCACAAGUCAAGUAAUGGUAAGUUGGAAAAUGGGUCACGCUCAAAUGGUGUGCAUGAAGCCUCCAGCAACAGAGAAACCGUGACUAUUGCAGAUGGAGAAGCAGGGCUCAAACCGAUUGCAACCAUUGGCGAUAGCGCAAGCAGCUUGGCAAACUGGAGUGGUGCUCUUGACAUUUCCAAUGGCUGCAUGAAUAGAACUGAAGUUCAUGAAAUUGAAGUUGAGAAGGAUGAACAUGCCACAAAGGGCAAAGUGAGCAUCGAAGAGUACGAUCUUGAGAAAAUCCUGGAUGAACAAGAAACUCAUGACCUGUACUGUCCCAACUGCAACUCGUGCAUAACUCGAAGGGUGAUUCUGCGGAAGAGAAAGAGGACAGUAAGACAAGCGAUACACGAUGAACCACCCAAAAAACCACAGCUUGCAGAGCCUUCUGCUAACGCUUCAAACCAAAGUGCAGCUGAAAGACAUGAUCAAGAGUCACCGGACGUAUUCAGAUGUUUGUCAUGCUUCACCUUCUUCAUUCCAACAGGCUGUGGUUUUAACAUAUUCCGUAUAUUUGAAAGGAGGGAGGUGAACCAACAAGUUCAGGUUCAGCAUUCUUCUGCUUCACGUGAGAUGUCUGACAAUUGUGGAAGCUGGCUUCUUUCUUGUUUUCAGACAGUAGAUAGUCCAAAGAAACCAGUUGAUGCAGAUCCAGCAAAGCAGCCACUAUUAAGUGGUUCACAGAACACCAAUGAUAAAAUUUCAUCGGUUGAAGACAACACAUCAUCUGCGCAUAGUCAUGCCACAAUUGGAGAAACAGAACAAUCGAAGAAACCACUACAAGCUGGAUCAUCUUCCAUAGUCCAAACCACCACCACAAAGAAUGAAGAAAUUAAACAAUCAUUUGGUGAAUUCCACGGAGCCACAUCUUCAUCAGUAACAGUUCACACAUCAUCUUCUACUACCAGCCAAAUCAGCUCUUGGCAGAGCGAAACAGGAUUCAUGCGGACGGAGGAAAGACAUAUGGUAACUGUGCAGCAAGAUGGAGCACACCAAGAACAAAUUCCCCUCUCAAAGCCUGAUGGUAAUGCUGUGACUGAUUCCAUUCACCUAGAUCUCAAAGAAGAAAACACAACAGCAGCCUCUGAGAACAACUCAUUUUUCAGCCAAGAAUUUCUUGACUCUGAAGUUAAAGUCCCAACUGUAAUCCCGACAAAAGUUUCAUCAGAAGUUGACAAUCUGACGGGUGCAAAACCAACUUCGGUUAUUCCUCAACCAGUUCAGCCCGAAGUUCCACCUCAUCUAACAUUGUCGGUCCCUGAUGCUGAUGUACCGGUGACACCAGUUCCAGUAUCAGCUCAAAGGGAUAAAUGGGAUAUACUGAAAGCCAUAGUGUAUGGUGGCCUAGUUGAAUCAAUCACGAGCCUCUCUGUCGUAUCAGCGGCAGCAGCAAGUGGCGCCAAGACAUUGGACAUAUUCAUUUUGGGCAUAGCAAACCUUAUUGGUGGACUUCCUAUCAUUUUCCACAAUAUUGCUGAUCUGAGAAAUCUGGGAGAUGUGAAUGAAAACAAUGAGCAAGUCGGACAGUACUGGUUGCAACUUGGAAGGCGAUCAAAGUAUCGGCUCCACAUGUUCAUAGCCAUACUGUCAUAUAUCAUGUUUGGGCUGCUACCACCGGUCAUCUACGGGUUAUCAUUCAGGGAGAGCGACAACAGGGAUAACAAGAUGAUGGUGGUUGCCGCUGCAUCUCUUGCGUGCGUUGCGCUGCUAGCAAUCGGGAAGGCGCAUGUAAAGAGACCCAGGACAUACAUCACAACGCUCCUCUACUACCUGUCGAUCGGUUUGAGUGGUUCUGGGCUGUCGUAUGUCGCAGGCGUGCUGAUCACAAGGCUUCUGGCACAUUUUGGUCUGAUUGAUCAAGGUGGAUCGGCCCCUACUGCUGCUCCUGCUCCUCCAAGUCUGCUGUUCCCUGACGCAAUGGGCGCAGGGGCAACCGCCUGGGCCUCCAAUUAAAAACAGUUCCUUUGUUUUGGCAUCUGGAUGGAGACGCUAUCUUUGACUCUGUUGUUGUUUGGCAAAAAGAGUUCACUGGGUUUUGAUGCUUUUCGUAGCACCCAGGCCACUCAACUGUCUUUUUAAUUGAAUCUUGUGGGUUUCAUCUCUAGUCUACCCUAACUUGUUAGGGACAAAGGCUUUAUUAUUGUUGCUGUUGUUGUUGAUCAUAUUAUCA
Messenger RNA from Phragmites australis (common reed), 3133 nucleotides. Its product is annotated as membrane protein of ER body 2-like. Bases 391 to 2916 code for a protein of 841 amino acids. The transcript is spliced from 11 exons. The record is from RefSeq and is a predicted model, not a curated record. NCBI's taxonomy places the organism in Eukaryota, Viridiplantae, Streptophyta, Magnoliopsida, Poales, Poaceae.